Molecule: messenger RNA, 2496 nt
Organism: Aureobasidium subglaciale EXF-2481
Lineage: Eukaryota; Fungi; Ascomycota; Dothideomycetes; Dothideales; Saccotheciaceae
Exons: 5
Coding region: 83-2134 (683 amino acids)
Biological process (GO): DNA topological change
Cellular component (GO): nucleus
Molecular function (GO): DNA topoisomerase type I (single strand cut, ATP-independent) activity; DNA binding
Source: RefSeq, a predicted model, not a curated record
CGCGUUUCCACUUUUUGCCGCUACUCAAGGACUCGACCAUUCACAACACCAUGGUCUGAAGACGUCACGAGUGCCCGCAGAGAUGGUGACCAAAGUCCUCUGUGUGGCAGAAAAGCCUUCCAUUGCCAAAGCUGUCGCUGGCCAUUUAUCUGGAGGCUCACAUCGUGUUUCCAAUACACGCACGCAAUGGGUCAAGAACUACAUCUUCUCGUACACCUUUCCCGCAUGGGGCGCCUGCGAGGUAACCAUGACGAGCGUUGCUGGUCAUCUCCAAAGCACGGAUUUUGUGCAGAAUUUCAGAAACUGGAAGGCAUGCGAUCCGGAACAUCUCUUUGAUGCCCCAUUGGUAACCUAUGUCGACGAGGACAAGAAGGGUAUUGCUGCGAACAUCGAGUCACAAGCUCGUAACACGCACAUCCUGUUCAUCUGGACCGACUGUGACCGAGAAGGCGAACACAUCGGCAGUGAAAUCAGGGACGUAGCACUAUCAACCAACGCUCGCUUGAGACAGCCUGGAAAGAUUGUUCGCGCGAGAUUCUCAAACAUCGAGAAGGCGCAUAUCGUACAGGCUGCUCGUAAUCCCAUCCUGCUUGACGAUAACCAAGCCAACGCUGUCGCUGCAAGAAUCGAACUUGAUCUUCGUAUUGGUGCUAGCUUUACACGUUGGCAGACAAUGGAAAUUGUUGAAUACCUCAAGGCUCGUGGUGUCUUUGCUGCAGAUGAGAGGAAGCUCAUCAGUUACGGUAGCUGUCAAUUUCCCACACUUGGCUUCGUCGUCGACCGAUAUUUCGUAGUCAAGAACUUUGUACCUGAGCCCUACUGGGCCAUCAAGGUGACACACAUCAAGGAAGACAUCACUGUCAACUUCAGGUGGGCUCGGACCAAUCUAUUCGACCGCAUGGCCGUGAUCAUUCUGUUUGAGAGGUGCUUGACGGCAAGAUACGCCAAAGUCAUCAAAGUACAGACUAAACCUGCCAGUAAGUGGAAGCCAUUACCACUCACUACAGUUGAGUUGCAGAAGAUGGGCAGCAGAUUCCUGCGCAUGGACAGUCAAAGGGUCAUGAAGAUUGCAGAAGAUCUCUACAACAGAGGCUUCAUAAGCUAUCCCAGAACGGAAACCGAUCAGUUCGAUAAAGGCAUGGAUCUGAUGGCUUUGGUUCGGAAGCAAACGCAAUCACAUGCUUGGGGACCGUUUGCUCAGAAUCUUGUUAGCGGAGGCUUCAACCAGCCAAGACAAGGUCGUAACAACGACAAAGCCCAUCCUCCCAUUCACCCGGUCAAUUUCGUUACCCCGAAUGCACUUAGCAACGAAGACGAACGCAAAGUAUACGAAUUCGUGGUCCGGAGAUUCCUCGCCUGCUGCAGUGAGGAUGCAAGAGGUUCUCGCGACGAAGUGGGAAUAAUUUAUGGCACCGAGACUUUCAACGCAUCAGGACUCUCGGUGCUUGCGAGAAACUAUUUAGAUGUUUAUCCCUACGACAAGUGGACUAGCACGGAACAGCUUCCGCAGUUUCAGGUCGGAGAAACAUUCGAGCCUACCGAAGCCAGAAUGACGGAAGGCAAGACCAGCCCACCUGGAUUCUUGACCGAGCCAGACCUUAUUGCCCUCAUGGACGCAAAUGGCAUUGGUACUGAUGCUACAAUGGCCGAGCACAUUGCCAAGGUCAAACAACGUGAGUACGUCAUGACUCGACCUCGAGCUCAGAGAGCGCCUACGCAAGAUGGCGACGAGAGAGAAGAGGGUGAAGCACCGCCAGUCCUACCAGAUGACGAUGGAGGUGGAGGCAGGGGCCGUGGUCGAGGUAGAGGAAGAGGCGGCCGAGGUGGUGGAGCAGGCGGACGUGGCGGAGGCCAGCAAGGUGGUGUGCAGGAGUUCAUACCAACGACACUAGGUGUGGCCCUUGUCAAAGGCUACGAGGACAUGGGGUUCGAGAUGAACCUGAGCAAGCCCUUUCUCCGAAAAGAGAUGGAGAACAAGAUGAGAGCAAUAUGUGCCGGCACUACAACCAGAGGUGAUGUGGUUCACGAGAGCUUGGACAUGUAUAGAGAUGUCUAUAUCAGGACCCGGCGAGGCAUCAACAUCUUGAAAGCGUCGGUCGACAAAUAUGUGCCGGGCGCAAGAGGUAACAGGUGAUCAUGGCAGGGACAAUCCCUCCAUCCCUCGAUAAAUAUGGGGAAGGAACGAGCAAACGUGGUCGGAAGUCAUAAAAUGACCUGCCUGUGGAUCAUGUCUACGGACUUGAAUCAUUGUGCUUGCUAUGCUUUGACGUGUUGAUAAAAACAACGAAUGCAGCGAAGUUUAUGUGUCGCUGUGGAUGGAACAGCAAUUCUUGAUGACCAAAAACAAUGGACCACGACUAUCAAAUGCAUGAGCUUUCAGCCACUUCUGUUCCAAAGCGAAGGACGAUCAAUUUGUCAUUAAAGUGACAUGCAUCUCAGUAGGGUUCAUCCACGACCUCGGUCCGCAUUGUAGACUCAGCCAAGAAAUACCCCAAU